This is a messenger RNA of Yamadazyma jaroonii, 1152 nucleotides long. Lineage: Eukaryota; Fungi; Ascomycota; Pichiomycetes; Serinales; Debaryomycetaceae. The record is from the annotation of a GenBank genome assembly.
AUGAUUUUCAAAAACUUAGUUUUAACAUCAUUAGUUUCAUCAAUUUUAGCUGCUCCAGCUGAUCACCAUCAACAUCAACAUGUUCAUUUAAAUAAAAGAGCUGUUGUUACUACUGUUGUUUAUGUUGAUAUUUCCGGUAACACUAUUGCUGGUCCAUCAUCAGCUGUUCCUUCAACUGCUAGUCCAACCACUUUAACUACUUCAACCUCCUCAACUGCUUCAACUAGUUCAUCAGUUGCUGCUACUACUUCAAGUUCAGUUGCUCAAUCAACUUCUACUUCAGAUUCAGAUGAUGAUGAUUCUGGUUCAACUAGUAGUGGUUCAGGUGGUGUUGAAGGUGAUUUAUCUGCUUUCUCCGAUCCAACUAAAGAGUUCAAAGAUGGUGUUUACGAUUGUGAUUCCGUUCCAACUGGUCAAGGUGUUAUUUCUAUUGACUGGAUUUCUGGAUUAAACGGUGGUUGGUCUACUGUUAUGGAUUCUAACGGUAACACUUCUCCAAACUGUAAAGAUGGUUACUACUGUUCUUACGGUUGUCAAGCUGGUAUGUCAAAAACUCAAUGGCCUUCCGAACAACCAUCAAACGGUAUUUCUGUUGGUGGUUUAUUAUGUAAGAAUGGUAAAUUAUACAGAUCAAACACUGAUUCAAACUACUUAUGUGAAUGGGGUGCUCAAAAAGCUAACUUUGUUUCCCAAAUUAGUAAAGAUGUUGCUAUCUGUAGAACUGAUUACCCAGGUUCAGAAAACAUGAACAUCCCAACUUUAUUAAAAGCCGGUAACAAAGCUAUUGUUUCAGUUGUCGAUUCAGAUAGUUACUAUACUUGGAAAGGUGGUAAAACUUCAACUCAAUAUUACGUUAACAAUGCUGGUGUUUCAGUUGAAGAUGGUUGUAUUUGGGGUACUGAUGGUUCAGGUGUCGGUAACUGGGCUCCUGUCGUUUUAGGUGCUGGUACUACCGGUGGUAACACUUACUUAUCAUUAAUUCCUAACCCAAACAACAAAACUCCUCCAAAUUACAACAUUAAAAUUGUUGGUGAAGAUGGUGCUACUGUUGUUGGUGAUUGUAAAUAUGAAGAUGGUUCAUAUAAUGGUCAUGGUUCAGAUGGUUGUACUGUUACCUUAACUUCAGGUACUGCUAAAUUUGUCUUCUAUUAG